Messenger RNA from Rangifer tarandus platyrhynchus (Svalbard reindeer), 180 nucleotides. The record is from the annotation of a GenBank genome assembly. NCBI's taxonomy places the organism in Eukaryota, Metazoa, Chordata, Mammalia, Artiodactyla, Cervidae.
AACACUUUUAAUGAGGCUUAUGUGAUGGUCAUCCCUCUGUUACUGGAUAUGAAAGAUGACAUGAGAAAAGCCUGGAUCCUGUGCAGUGAAAGCAGAGGUUUAACCCUGGGCUUGGAGUCGAGAGCCUUUGUCGACAUUCUGAAAGCAUGGAAGACCACAUCAUAUGCCUCUACUCUAUGA